This is a messenger RNA of Lutzomyia longipalpis, 1435 nucleotides long. RefSeq lists its product as uncharacterized. The transcript has 8 exons. NCBI's taxonomy places the organism in Eukaryota, Metazoa, Arthropoda, Insecta, Diptera, Psychodidae. The record is from RefSeq and is a predicted model, not a curated record. The coding region runs from base 219 to 1406 and encodes 395 amino acids.
CACCUGACGAUAGUCUCUUAGAGGCCCCAAAGAAAAGUUUAUUAAUAUCCAGAAAAUCCCAAGUAUAAUUAAAGAAGUGAAUUUUUCAUUAUAUUCCGUGAGAAGAUUCCGUGGGAAGAAGCCCCAAUCCAUAAUAUCUCAAAUAUUUAAGUAAACAGCAAAGAAAAUUAGCAUCGCAUUUUGUAAGGGCGGAAACUCAAGUGGUCACAAAUUCAACGAUGGACAAACGUAAAGGGAAAAAGUCGCCAGUAAAAGGAAGGAGUCGAAGUGAACGAAAGAAAUCUGUACCUGCUAAAUACCAAGAUACACAGGAAAAAAAGAAAACUGCUAAGCCAACUGCGUCCCAAUCUGUAAAGGAGCUCAAAUUGAUGAUGCAAAAAACAUCAACAGCAGAACAUGAAGCUGGUAAAAUCGCUCAUUCUGGAGCUUCAAAUUUCGAUCCUGAGUACCAGUAUGCAGCAUCAUCUCAAACUCUUGAGAUUGAGAAUAAAAUGGCGUUGCGCAAAUUGGCGCACGAAUUGUCUACGCCAAUGGGUCCGAGGACUCCCGCAAUGGUGACAUUACCAAACACUUCUUCUGUGGAUCCUGGAUAUAUAACUAACCAGGAUUAUCAAUCAUUGAUUGACAACCGAACGAGUCGCUUCCAUGAGGGAAAUAAUCAACUCACGGCGUAUAGUCAGUAUGGUUCGACACGACCAAUACAAAAUAUUGAUCAUACGAGGAAUGUUUUGCAACCAGGUACAGUGACUCCCGUCGUAAUUCCUAACUACCAAACAAGUCUCUUCCAUGAGGGAAAUAAUCAACUCACGGCGUACAGUCAGUAUGUUUCAACUCAGCCAAAACAAAUUGAUCAUACGAGGAAUCUUUCGCAACCAGAUACUGAAACUCCGGAUCGUGAAAACAUUGUUGAGUCCGAUACAGAUUCGGAAACGUCACUGCAAGUUUCAGGCGGAGUUUCAUCUGUGAUUUUUAAAAAGAUUGACUCACUGAGCAAAUUUGUGGAGGAGAAGUUUGAAAUACUUUUCAAACAACUUGAGGGAUACGAUAAGAGACUUCAGAACGUUGAAGAGGCUCUAAGGAACCACCAUCAUUGGAAGGAUGCGAUGCAGGAGAUUCCAAAAAAACCCUCAAUGUUUCCCAUUGGGGAUGAAGAAACUUUUUUGGAGUUUGAAAAUGUUGAUGAAAGGAGCGAAGUGUUUAACUCGUGCGUAACGUAUUUCACUUGGCUCACUGUGGAAAAUUUCAAUGAUUCUAUAAGGGAGAUGAUGAAAGUAACCUUUGACGAGAACUUUGUUAAGAAGGUUACAUAUUUUGGAUCUGAACAAAGUAUCAAGUUGAAGGACAGCAAGGUUGCUGAAGCGAUUUUUCGUAAGUAUGAUUAUCCUAAAUUCUCACUUAAAUUAUAGAAAAAAUAGAUAGGAAGGAUGUAAUUUUG